Messenger RNA from Caenorhabditis bovis, 2679 nucleotides. The record is from the annotation of a GenBank genome assembly. Lineage: Eukaryota; Metazoa; Nematoda; Chromadorea; Rhabditida; Rhabditidae.
AUGAUAGAGGAGCAGGUAUUUAAUCGCGAUAUUCAAAUGAUCGUAAUUAACAAUUUGAAUGAAUUGGAUGAGGAUCGAAGUGAAUGCACAUUCUUCUGCGGCGAUUUUCAAUCGAGUUAUUAUAAAGAAUUGACCAAAAACCAGUCCGCAGAUGACGCUGGAAGCGCACACCUUAUUGUUGGACCUGCAGUUUUGAGGCAUCGUCUAGGAACAAAUCAAGAAAUGAUGACCCUGCGCCCAUGUCGACCCCUCUACUGUGAAUUAAUGAAAAGCGUCACAAUGAAACUGUGUUCUGAAGUUACAAAUAAACGAGAACUUGUCGAAUUAGUACAUUUUAUGGGUGGAAGUGUACGAAAAGACAGAGUAUCUCGGACUAAUGUCCUUAUUGCCGUACAAGCGACGAAAUCUUCGACAUCUAACCUCGACAUUCCAACACUACGACCAGCGUGGAUCCACGAAUGCUGGAAGUUUCGCGACGAUCCGAAUUUUGAUGUUUUUAACAAGGAUUUGAUCGAAAAACAUCGACUAAAAGUUUUCGAAGGACUGCAUAUCUACUUCCAUGGGUUUAAAAGCGAAGAAGCUGUUGAUAUGUUGGAGAAUCUUAAAGAAAGUGGCGCGAUUCUCACAUUCGAGCCGAAUAAAGCAACCCAUGUUGUAUACAACUCGGCUCCGAAUGAUUUUCCGCCUUUGGAACCACUUCCAAAUCAGUAUCAUGUCACACAAGAGUGGUAUUGGGUGAGCUUACAUCGUGGUAGCUGUGCCGUUGAGGAGAAUUUCGCACUGCCAACAAUGUCGCUUCGCAAAAAGCAUUUUGACGCGAGCGAGACGAUGAACAGCCCGAUAGCGUCCAAUUUGACGCGAUCGCAUCGAGCACAUUCGAAGUCGGCGUCGUCAAUGUUGGAUUGCAGUGGUGAAGGGCUCUCAUUGAAUGCGACUCCUGACUACAUUUAUUCGAACGAGGAUGUCGAGAAAGCCGUCAAAUCACCGAAAGUCACAUCGCCGCGACGUCUUCAGAUAUGCGUUGAGAUGUUCGACACCGAAAAUAAUUAUGUCAAAGUGCUCAAAUUGUUGCUCAAGUUUCGGGACGCAUUAGAAGAAGAAAUCCAACACAACGAAUUUAUCAAAAAGUCCGACGUUGCAAUGAUUUUCGGAAAAUUGGAGCCGAUUGUCGAACUUCACGAAAAAAUCAUUGAGAAUAUGCGUGAUAUGUACACUGAAGGAAAAGCUGCACUUUUGGCGAAUGCAAAAGACGAAGAAAAGAAAUGGGACUUUGCUGGAGUGUGGCUGGAGAUGCGAGAAGAGCUCAAACGAGUUUAUCCGCCAUAUUUGAACUCAUAUGAUACGGCUCGCAGUUUGUUCGAUACGCUUGACAAGGAAAAUUCAAAGUUCCACACAUUCUGCAAGGCGAAAGAGUGCAAUCCCGAAUACCAUCGACUCAAGAUCAAUGACAUGAUGGUAAAGCCUGUUCAGCGACUACCAAGUGUUCUACUGUUGUUCCGUGAAAUGUCGAAAAAGACAACGUCGCAUCGCGUCAAGAAUAAUACUGAUGAAGCAACGAGACUAUUGGAUGAUGUGCUCAAAAUUGCCAAUCGGACCCGAGAACGCAACGAUCAUCUGAUUACGCAUAUGAGCAAAUUUACAGAUAUCGAAAAUGUUCCGCCGCACUUGGUCGCUGCUAAUCGAAUGUUCAUACGCGAGUUGGUUGUGAUGCCUAUAGCCAGCACCGCGCCGCGUCUUCAUCAAUUCUAUCGAAUGAAAUUGUUUUUGUUCCACGACGUGAUGCUUAUAACCAAGAUUCGAAGCGAGAAGAACACAAUGCAACGACUUGCUCGACACGCGUCAUUCGCCAGCCUCCAUUCGCGAACACGGCGACCUUACAAGUACAUUGAACAGAUUCCGUUGUCGGCGAUGCGAAGCGCUGUGAGAAUACGGCCGUCUGAUGAAUUCAUGAGCGCGACGGAGAAUCUCCAAAACGUGCAUAUACCAUAUGUCUGGUGUUUGAUUCAUCGCGAUGAUCAAGGUGGUGACACAGAAACUGUUUUCGAAUCGAUGGAUGAUGAGGCGAUCAGGGAUUUCCUUGACGACAUUCAUAUUAAGAUUAUGACCAAUUAUGGAAGAUUCUUCUUGUCGCCUGAGCCGGCUACAACAUCAUCACUCGAUGAAACUGUUGCGGAUUUGACGAUGCGGCAUUUCCGACGGUCAAUGCUUGGACACGCGGUGCCAGCGAACACCACAAUGAGUGAAAGAACACCAAGGAAUGGCGCAGAAUGGUCGCAUAAUCUCAAUGACACGAUCAAUGUGCCUCCUCAACCACAACAGAGUAAAAUGCGGAGAGCAUUUAGCAAUGCGCAACUCACUUUGGCGUCGACAUUCGGCUUUGGAAGAUAUUCGAGUCGCAAUAACCUUGGUCAAAUUAAUGAGAAUUCAUCCAUGAUGGCGUCACCACGAGUGUCUUGUGAUCCUGCAGCUCUCGCGAACAUGACAUCUGUCGAACGAAUGCCGCGUCAAGACUCGGAACGAGACACGUCGACACCAAAACGGGGAUUGCGAGCUCGUUUGACAUCAUCGACGUUUCUGAAUCGAACUUUGAACAGGAAUACAUCCCUUCGUCGGCAAACGAUCAAUCCAGAUAAGGAAGGCUUCCGUUCGCGAACGACGAGCCAAAUCACCGAAUUGUAA